Molecule: messenger RNA, 4751 nt
Organism: Ornithorhynchus anatinus (platypus)
Lineage: Eukaryota; Metazoa; Chordata; Mammalia; Monotremata; Ornithorhynchidae
Gene: BNIP2
Product: BCL2 interacting protein 2
Exons: 11
Coding region: 20-1174 (384 amino acids)
Biological process (GO): apoptotic process
Cellular component (GO): cytoplasm
Source: RefSeq, a predicted model, not a curated record
GUGACUUCCGGUGCGGCCCAUGUCCGCGGCCGGCUGGGCGCCGCCGCCGGGACGGAUCCCCGCCCGCCGGGAGGCCCGCCUGGAGGAGGAGGAGCAGGAGCAGGAGCAGGAGCAGGAGCAGGCCGCCCCCUCCCAGGUCAGCGACUCCCCGGACUCCGUCGUCGACAUCGAGACCCGGCUGAGAAUGGACGGGGUGGAACUGAAGGAAGAGUGGCAAGAUGAAGACUUCCCCAAGCCGCUACCAGAAGACGACGGUAUCGACGCAGAUACACUGAGUGCAACUGGACAAGGGAGCCAGCCUGUUCCUUGUCCCUUAGAAGUUAAUGGAAAUAAAGUGAGGAAAAAAUUAAUGGCUCCGGAUAUUAGCUUAACACUGGAUCACAGUGAUGGUUCCAUUUUGUCAGAUGACUUGGAUGAGAGCGGGGAGAUUGACUUGGCUGGUUUGGAUACUCCAUCUGAGAACAGUAAUGAGUUUGAAUGGGAAGACGACCUUCCUAAGCCCAAAACUACUGAAGUAAUCAGGAAAGGAUCAAUCGGUGAAUAUACCGCAACGGAGGAAAAAGAAGAUGGAAGACGCUGGCGGAUGUUCAGGAUCGGAGAUCAGGAUCACAGAGUUGACAUGAAGGCCAUCGAGCCUUACAAAAAAGUUAUCAGCCAUGGAGGUUAUUAUGGAGAUGGUUUAAAUGCCAUUGUGGUGUUUGCUGUUUGUUUUAUGCCUGAAAGUGGUCAGCCUAAUUAUCGCUAUCUGAUGGACAAUCUCUUUAAAUACGUCAUUGGCACUUUGGAACUGUUAGUAGCCGAGAAUUAUAUGAUAGUUUAUUUAAACGGAGCUACUUCGCGGAGAAAAAUGCCGAGUCUGGGUUGGCUCCGGAAAUGCUAUCAGCAGAUUGACAGAAGGCUAAGGAAAAACCUGAAAUCUUUAAUCAUAGUUCAUCCUUCUUGGUUUAUCAGAACACUCCUAGCAAUCACGAGACCUUUUAUUAGCUCAAAAUUCAGCCAAAAAAUUAGAUACGUCUUUAACCUGGCAGAACUAGCUGAACUUGUCCCCAUGGAAUAUGUUGGCAUACCAGAAUGCAUAAAACAGUAUGAAGAGGAAAAGUGUAGAAAGAAACGCAAAAGCAGAGUUGACCGAGAUCUUCACGGAAAACAGGAAGAGCCGAAGAGCGAGCAGUAGGCUUGGAGUCCAAAGAAAAGACUGAAGAAUGUGCAGAUGGAAUAAUGCCCUUUUGUAUUUACAGUGCAUUUAUUAGCCCCUAUUUUUGUGUAACUUUUUUUCUCCUCCCCCCCCCCCCCCCCCCCCCAUGGACUUUUAUACAAAGAACUGUUUACUGCUGUCUCUUGGAUUUAACUCUUUAAUAGCUACUUAACUAUUGUAUUGUAAUCGUUUUAUAUAUUGCUAAAUGUCAAAGAACCACACUUUUUUUUUAUAUGAGGCACUCUUGCAGUUGUUAUCUAAAUGAUGCAUGUUCUUCAGUAAAAUAUUUAUAUGCAGAAAUGGUAAAGGAAAGAGAUAAUAUAUAUUUUUAUGACUUUUUGAGCAAUAUUUUAUUAUGUUCGGCACCUGCGUGGCGGAUGAAUUAUGUAGGUGAACGAGGCCAUGUAAAUGACAGAAGUCAUUCUUUUGUAAAAAAAAAAAACAAAACAAAAUGCACAGUGGAAUAUUUCUUUGUGUUAGUGGUUUAAACACAUUUCUUGUUUUUGAAUAUUGAGAGCCACGUAGCCUCGUUGUCACAGGCACACACGCGUAUCCUUUAGGUGUCUAAUACCGCGAGACUGCUUUGUUCUGCCACGUUGAGGCUUUCCCUUCUAUUUCUAAUGGGAAAAAGGAAUCCUCAUAAUCAUACAGAUUUCCCUUUUUUUUUUUUUUUUUUAAGAUAAAUCAAAGCCAUUUUAGGAAUUUGGUCUUUGAAAGAUAUGGGGAAUUGGGGUGCGUACGUGUAAGGCGAUCCCUUCGCCUUUUGACCACAGAUCAGAACUCGAGGUUGUCGUCUGUUACCGAAUAGUCGCCGUUCAGCUUUCUCACCGACGCCAACAGAGCUCUCAGAUGGGUGUAAAAAUUCAGAAGAUGAGGUGAGUCGUGCAAUGUGAGAAUCCCUUUAUUAAAAAGCCGGGGUUUCUGUUUUCCGUGCCCGGCAUGGGGUGUCUUCUGUAAACGUUCAUUUCCCCGUUACUGUGGGUAGAAGCGGUUGAAGUUUAGUAAUCGACAAAGUGUAGUUGUGUGUCGGUGUUCACGUUCGACACUAAAAAACGAGGUGCAUUGCAAAACAUCUGUGCUGCUUUGGAGGAACCGUCUGAUGAUGGGUAAAUGGGCUUAACUGGGGUUAUCUCUGCUAGGAUAAAUAGUAGGUGUGGGUGAAUACGUUCGGAAAAAGUCAAAUGUGGCCGUUCAGUUCUUGAGUAACAGAAAGGGGAUGUGCCGAUCAAGUCCUGAACUUAAAAUUCAAUUCAGCAAACCACUUUACCUGCUCUAAAGGGUAUUUCGUAAAGGUCGGUUUUCCAACCUCUCAUCUCCUCUGUGCCCUGGUUCAGAUCUGAAACUGUAAUAUCUUUCUUAUUAUUAAAUGUUUGCAAGCUGCCAAGAUGUCCAUGUUUUGAAUGACACGACUUGCGUCCGCAGAUAGUGACCAGAUGCUAGCGACCUACCGCGUCCUGGAGAAAAUCCGGAGCUGCCUCAGUAGUCUUAAGUAGGCCGUCCCUCAAACUUGUCUCUUUUAAGGAUGGAAUUCAGACCUCCUAAUGAUACUUCACUUCGAUUGCAGGGCAGGAAGAUUCAUGUAGGCAGGCUGUGUCAAGUCACAAAGUCGUAGACCUCUCUCAAGCACCACAAAGGUUGGAAAGUUUUCCUAGGAAACCAGUCCGUUUCUUUAAGCCUCAGUAUCCCAAGACUAAGAGUUGCGUCCUCCAAAGUGAAAUAUAAAUAUGGCAUUUUGUCCUUAGCUCCUGGUCUCCGCGUUUAUCAGGCUGUCACCGAAUCGACCGCAGACGGUCUUUCUGUCCGAGUGACGUGAGAUAGGUGCCUGGCUCUCUUUAGCUGUGUGUCGGGUCCUUUCGUGCUCUCUGCCUUUGGUCUCCUGCGGGAUUUUGGGCCUGAUUUCAGUGUGGUCCUGCUUUUCAUUCCGAAUUAGUUCCGUUCUGAUGCGAAGGACAAGUCUGCCGCUGCUCGACAGCCUAGGAGGUGUGUCUCAGGUCCACAAACCUGGGACAACGAGAAGGGGAGGCAGCAGCUCCUUUUGGAGGCCCGCUUUUGACGCGGAUGUCACUGGGCCCCGCGUGGCUCUAGAGUUAAAAGACGCGCAGAACGGUCACUGUCCAGUCUUUCCGCUUCAAAUUCAUUCCUGCACGGAAGGUGACAGGAUUACACAUCCGGUUCGUUUUCCGGCGGUACCCUCUGAUUCCGAAAAUUAGGCGGUGGACCGACGAUUGGUGUGAGGGAAUAUUUUUCUCCAGCCCUUAAGUCAUCUUCUGCAAAACCGGAGCGCCCCGGCUAGACGUUCCACUCUAUUUAUGGAACGAGUAUGUGUCGCGGUGGGAGAGUUUGAGCUUGGGUGGAGGUGAGGCGAACCUCAAGGGUCCCUGUCAGCUCAGUAGCUCACCAGCAGUGAGAAUUUGAUGCUAAGUAAGGCAAGUUGGGUUCCCCGUAGUGGGUGGGAAGAUAAGGGAGUGGCUUCUAGAGAAAUGGAAGUAUAAACAAACCCUGCUGUAUUCAUUCACCCUGUUUCCUGCAGGAACGGAAAACGGUCUCCCUCACUCUCCUCUUGCCUUCCUGUCCUGCCGACUUGUACGUAGUGCCUUUUUCACCAGUUCCAUACGACGUAGAUCUCUCAGACCUUUGAUCCCCUCUCCGCACCCCAAAUUGCACACGUUCCGUCGAGGUAGCACCUAAUCGAGGCUACUCGGUAGUGAAUCUUGAUCCCAGAAGAUCAGUCAUCGAGGCGGAGAGGUUGUCGGGCCAGCCAGGUACAUUAUCAGAGCCUCCGCGUUGUCUUGCCUCCUUGCACGUAGGCCAGAAUUGGAUCCCAGAUCUAAAACGUGGAACCUGAACCAAGCGGAGCAUCAAAAGCAGUCAGUCACCUUGAAUUUUCUCAGCUCGUUCUUACGGGGAAGUAAAAGCACAUUUGCAAUUUAGGUUGACACAUUCUUCUGGAUAACUUCAGUUAGAAGUAGGAAGCAGCGCAGGAAAUGGGAUAUUUAGUGAAUUAUUUUCCCCAGUGACUAUGCCUGCCGCUCUGAAUAUUUUAAAAUCCGGCCUUGGAGCUGGUCUCAUAAGUUCCAAAGAUACUUUGCUUAAAAUGACUUGGAUAUUCUUCUUGGGACCGGUAGUGGAAUUGUACCCGUGGUAAGUGAAUUGACUUUGAGUCUAAAAAAAUUCCAUUUCUAUCACGGGGUUAAAGCCAAAGGCCACAUAGGCAUCGCUCGGUUUAACGUCGCUCGCAUGUUGCUCCCUAGAACCAAGAUGAGCGUUUAAGAGAAAUCCCACCAUUUUGUAUUAAGAGAAAUCCAGCCGGUUGCAAUACGAGCACGUGAACGAACUUCGGUUUUCAAUCGGAUGGGCCACUGGGUCUUCCGAUUUAUUUGCCAGGAAAUGUCUGGGGCAACCUAUUUCUUAGCCUUUUUGGUUUUUGUUGCUUUUGGGGUUUUGUAUUUUUGUCCUGGCAUGUCAGGAGCAGAGUGGUUUGUGUUCUGGUCUCUUGCACUUCAUGCUAUCGUUACUGUUUGAACCUGAACCUUAAAUAAAUGAAUUGCAAAUCGUA